This is a messenger RNA of Telopea speciosissima, 1734 nucleotides long. Its product is annotated as basic proline-rich protein-like. NCBI's taxonomy places the organism in Eukaryota, Viridiplantae, Streptophyta, Magnoliopsida, Proteales, Proteaceae. The annotation marks the transcript as partial. The record is from RefSeq and is a predicted model, not a curated record. The transcript has 11 exons.
CCCCCCCCCCCCCCCCCCCCCCAACCCCCCCAACCAUCCCCUCCACCACCCCCACCCCCCCACAAAUCUUCACCCCCCCCCCCCCCCCCCCCCCCUCCCCCCCCCCCCCCCCCCCCUCCCCCCCCCCCCCCCCCUCCCCACCCACACCCCCCCCCCCCCCCUCCCCUUCCCACAUUCCACACCCCCCCCCCUCCCCCCCCCCCCCCCCCCCCCCCACCAACACCCCCCCCCCCCCCCCCCCCACAACAAAACCCACCCCACCCCCCCCCCCCCCCCCCCCCCCACACACCCCACCACAACCCACCCCCCCCCCCCCCCCCACCCCCCCCCCCACCCCCCCCCCCACCACACCCCCCCCCCCCAACCCCCCCCACACCCCCCCCACCCCCCCCCCCACCCCCCCACAACCCACCCACGCACCCACCACCCCCCCCCCCACUCACCCCCCCCCCUCCUCCCAUCCACCCCCCCCCCCCAAAUCCCCCCCCCCCACCCCAACCCCUACCCACACCCCCCCCCCCCCCCCCCCCCCCCCCCCCCCCCCCCCCCCCCCCCCCCCCCCCCCCCCCCCCCCCCCCCCCCCCCCCCCCCCCCCCCCCCCCCCCCCCCCCCCCCCCCCCCCCCCCCCCCCCCCCCCCCCCCCCCCCCCCCCCCCCCCCCCCCCCCCCCCCCCCCCCACACCCCCCCCCCCCCCACCCCCCCCCCACACCCCCCCCCCCCCCACACUCCACUCACAAAACCCCCCCCAAACCCCCCCCCCCCACUCAACAACCUCCCCCCCCCCCCCCCCCCCCCUCUCCCCACCCCCCCUCUCCCCCCACCCCCCCCCCCCCCCUCAAAACCCACAAAACCAACCCCCCCCCCCCCCCCCCCCCCCCCCCCCCACCCCCACCCACUCCACACCCCCCCCCCCCCACACCCCCCCCCCCCCCCCCCCCCCCCCCCCCCCCCCCCCCCCCCCCCCCCCCCCCCCCCCCCCCCCCCCCCCCCCCCCCCCCCCCCCCCCCCCCCCCCCCCCCCCCCCCCCACCCCCCCCCCCCCCAUCCCACCCCCCCACCCCCCCCCCCUCACCCCCACACCCCCCCCAAACAACCCACAAACCCCCCCCCCCCCCCCCCCCAACCACCCCCCCCCCCCCCCCCACCCCCCCCCCCCCCCCCCCCCCCCCCCCCACCCCCCACCACACCCCCCCCCCCUCCCCCCUCCCCCCCCCCCCCCCCCCACCCCCCCCACCCCCCCCCAAAUCAUCCCUCCCCUCCCCCACCCCCCCCAAACCCACCCAACAACCCCCCCCCCCCCCCCCCCCCCCCCCCACCCCCCCCCCCCCCCCCCCCCCACCCUCCCCCCCCCCCCCCCCACCCCCCCCCCCACCAAAAACCACCCCCCCCCCAUCCCCCCCCCCCCUCACCCCCCCAACCACCAUCCCCACACCCCACCCCCCCCCCACCAACCAACAACCCCCCCCCACCAACCCACAAUCCACCACCCACCCACUCCCCCCCCACCCCCCCCCCCCCCCCUCCCUCCCCCCCUUUUCUCAACCUCUCCCCCCCCCCCCCCCCCCCCCCCUCCCUCCCCCCCCCAACCCCCCCGCGCCCCAACCACCCCCAACCCACCCCCCCCCCCCCUCCCCCCCCUCCCCAACCUCCCCCCCCCCCCCCCCCCCCCCCCCCCCCCCCCCCCCCCCCCCCCCCCCUGUACCUAUUGAGAUCAAUCUUAAAGAAUGAAGACUGA